AUGACAACAUCCGUACCCAAGUUGCCUUCACCUCUGGAAACCCUCCCAAAUGAAAUCCUCUAUGAGAUCUUCAGCCACGUCGACGAGAAAGACUUGUCGGCAGUUCGUGAUGUUUGCCCAAGGCUCUGCGAUAUUGUCACUCCACGUUUUGCCCUGGUCAACUUCACUGAGAGAAUCCAUGUUGUUUCUCCUCACAGUAUCGAUGCACUGGUGGGCGUCACAGAACAUCCUGUGUUUGGCGGAUAUGUGAAAACCGUGGUCAUCUGCAGCGGCAGACGCACCACGAUCCCCGUGACGUCUACCUUCCCUGAGCAAGAAUACACGGAGAUACCAAACCAAGACACACAUCUCAAUGACUAUGUGAAGACGAAACGCUUCGCACACCGUAUGGAGCGCGUCUUCAGAAACAUCAGAGUCCACUCUGGUUCUGUGGGGAUUGGCAUCUAUGAUAUUCCAGGAAAGGCGGAGACUCUUGAAGAGACCGUGUACGCAGCUCGACGCGCAAGAUGUCCUAUCACAUGGCUCGAGGUGGAUCUGUUCGCAGACCAUCCUUACUUCAUACAAGCAGACCUUGACGCAGCUAUGCACAGAAUCUUGGAAUCAAGCCUCACGCCUCUCAAUGUCUAUCUAUGUGCUGGACACUCGUUCCGACUCGCAUACGGCAGCGAUUGGCAAUGCUUGGAACUCGAACAUUUUACUUUCGUCAACGCUAUUCCUCUAGGUCCUCCGUUGCGCGCAGUGUACAGCUGGCUGCUGACUAGAUGGGUCAAACAUCUCAGGAUUUUCAAUGUCAACGGCUAUCACGAUUUCCGCCUUCGACCCUUCCUCACACCUUAUCUGAUAAGCCUCGAUCUCCGUAUGCUGUCUAUCUGGACUGGGUACUUCGAUCGACGCCUAUGGAGCGAGCAAAUCCGGAUCAUCUCGAAUCUUACUGGUCUUCAGCACUGUACAAUUAGUUGUCUCAGUUACCUUUUCGAGUUUACUGCGGACGAUGAUGACGAUGAAGGAUACUUGGAACUUCCUGGCUACGGCCGAUAUCCUUGUGUUGCCCCUCAGUUCUACCUUGCUUUCCGCGAUGGGACUGAAACAAUUCAGAUGAACGGUGACGAUGUCUGCGAGCAGCUCAAGGAAUUGGCCAGCUAUGUGGUCGCAGCAGAGGCAUACAAGGUGCUGGAAAUCGUCAGAGAUGGUCGCGUGAAUGGUCUUAUGGUUGGUGUUUUUGACGAGUUCAAUCUUGGGCUCUCUUUGCAGUCACUCCAGCUUGAUGGAGCAGCUUCUGCGUCCUGA
Messenger RNA from Aureobasidium uvarum, 1287 nucleotides. The record is from the annotation of a GenBank genome assembly. Lineage: Eukaryota; Fungi; Ascomycota; Dothideomycetes; Dothideales; Saccotheciaceae.